AUGCAGAGUCGGCGAUUUGAGACGUCCCCCCUGAGUCGGUACCUUGGCCGUGUGUACAAGACUCGUCUCAUCGCCGGUCUGGAGGCAUCACCGGCUUGCCUGCCUGCCCAACCGUUGUCACAGCCUGGUGGUCUUCAAUUAAUCGAGGUCGAGGGAACCGGCUUCGUGUCUCGCCUCCUGUCGCACGACGCGGAUGAUUCAAUCUGCUGGCUUGACGACAGGCGCUUCUUAGCCGAGGGUUAG
Messenger RNA from Protopolystoma xenopodis, 243 nucleotides. Lineage: Eukaryota; Metazoa; Platyhelminthes; Monogenea; Polystomatidea; Polystomatidae. The record is from the annotation of a GenBank genome assembly.